CCAGAUUUGUAGGAGGCAGCAGAAAGCAGACGCCUCCUUCAGCUCGGGCUCCCUGCAUCCAGAGUUCCUGCACCAGGCCCCUGAGACCGCCAAGGACCGGAGCCAUCAGCGCUAACGAGGAGGCAUCCGCUCUGUGGUACUGUAUACUCCCAGCUAAGGCUGCUGAUACCCUUGCUGUGAGGCAGAAGAGAAGGAUCUAUGAUAUCACCAACGUUUUGGAGGGGAUUGAUCUCAUUGAGAAGAAGUCAAAAAACAGCAUUCAGUGGAAAGGAGUAGGUGCUGGCUGCAAUACAAAAGAAGUCAUAGACAGGCUGAGGUAUCUGGAAGCUGAAAUUGAAGAUCUAGAGCUAAAAGAAAAAGAAUUGGAUCAGCAGAAACUGUGGCUUCAGCAAAGUAUCAAGAAUGUCAUGGAUGACUCUACAAACCACCAGUUUUCAUAUGUCACCCAUGAAGAUAUCUGCAACUGCUUCAAUGGAGACACACUUCUAGCAAUUCAAGCACCUUGUGGUACACAGUUAGAAGUACCUAUACCCGAAAUGGGACAGAAUGGACAGAAGAAAUACCAGAUCAAUCUUAAAAGUAGUUCAGGACCUAUCCAUGUGCUGCUUAUAAAUAAAGAAUCAAGCUCCUCCAAGCCCAUGGUGUUACCAGUUCCUCCGCCCGAUGACCUUGCACAGCCCUCAUCUCAACCUGCAGCUCCAGCGACUCCCCUUAAACCUGCUACAGCUCCUCAAAAUCCACCAGAACAACACGAUCUGAACCAAGGACAAGAGUUGCCGCAAACAUCGGUUGCGGACACGCCAUCAGAUGCCAGCGUGCAGCAGAACAGUGCAACCCCAGCAGCUCCUUACUCCAGCCUUCCAGAGUCGGUGUUGUACCCCAGCCUUUCAGGAGAUGUCGCCCAAGCUACAGCUAGCUCAAAUGACUACCAGGGCUUGCUGCCCCUGGACGUUAACUGUAUUCUCAAGCCAAACUCAUUCGACAUAGCAAAGAUUGAGGAGCCCGCAGGAAAUAUCAGUGGGGAUAUUAUUGAUGAACUCAUGUCUUCUGACGUUUUUCCUCUCUUACGACUCUCUCCUACUCCCGGAGAUGACUACAACUUUAACCUGGAUGAUAAUGAAGGAGUCUGUGAUCUCUUUGAUGUGCAGAUACUAAAUUAUUAGAUAUUGUGUCAACCAGACUACUUAUCUACCUCUAACUAUAACAUUCUAGACUUCUUCAUAACCUAAGUAUUUGGAUAAUGAAUGUAUAACUUCUUAGUUCACUGACUCUGGGAGUAUAUUUCCUUUUGCUUCCUUUAACUACUUCACAAAACAAAUUCAACAACCAGAAAAAAGGGCUUUUAUCAAAAAUUCUGGCACGUUUUUUCACCUGAGUGUCCUCUGUGUAAUCCAAUUAUUUGGAAUUUUCUUUAGUAAGAAAAGUGAAAGUGCUUUACAGCCUUUUGAUCAUUUUUUAAAAAAUGAUUAGGCUUCUUGCUCAGAGUUAACAGCAUUUUCUUUGAAGCUUUACUGCCAAGAAGCUUUCUAUAUAUUUUUUUUUUAACCUUUCAAUCAAUUUUGAAGCUUUCACUGCCAAGCUGAAAAGUGAAGGAUAUCAACUUGAGUUAUGCUAAAUUGUUUCAGUGAACCAAUUUUGUGAAGUGCCUUCUGUUUUAGCACUUUAAGUUUCUCACACUGACUUCUGACAUUCCACUUUCCUGGAUGAUAGGAAAGGUCUGUUUGUAGUUUGUAUUAAAGUGUGCCAAUACUUGUAUAUUAACAAGAUUUUUUUAAUAAAAUUGUACAAACAAAUCCA
Messenger RNA from Gymnogyps californianus (California condor), 1797 nucleotides. RefSeq names its product E2F transcription factor 5 (gene E2F5). Gene Ontology annotation, biological process: regulation of transcription by RNA polymerase II. Gene Ontology annotation, molecular function: DNA-binding transcription factor activity, RNA polymerase II-specific; protein dimerization activity; RNA polymerase II cis-regulatory region sequence-specific DNA binding. Lineage: Eukaryota; Metazoa; Chordata; Aves; Accipitriformes; Cathartidae. Gene Ontology annotation, cellular component: RNA polymerase II transcription regulator complex. The coding region runs from base 408 to 1163 and encodes 251 amino acids. The record is from RefSeq and is a predicted model, not a curated record. The transcript is spliced from 9 exons.